Penicillium subrubescens is the source of this 723-nucleotide messenger RNA. RefSeq lists its product as uncharacterized. NCBI's taxonomy places the organism in Eukaryota, Fungi, Ascomycota, Eurotiomycetes, Eurotiales, Aspergillaceae. The record is from RefSeq and is a predicted model, not a curated record. The transcript has 2 exons. Bases 1 to 723 code for a protein of 240 amino acids.
AUGCAGAUGGUAUGGGCCACGUCACUAAUGCAGCAGCCUUUGCUCAAGAAGGGUCUCGAAUGGGUACGAAUGCGCCACGUCAGGGCUUGGAGCCUCGCCGAAUACAUUAAGCCCCCUCCCCCGAUCCCAGUUGCAAGGUUGCAGGCUCUUCUCAAUUUUGACUCUACUGCCAUCGAGCCGUCAGACGUUUUGGUCAAGUCAAUCUCUCUAGCGACCGAGUCAAUGGGGACCAAAAUACUCAGGUUGAAUGCCACCGUCUCUGAUGGCCGCAUUAUUGUUUCUUUCUCAUACCCGCCCUCGGCUGAACGCUAUAAAAAAUAUCUGGAGAAACCUGAGAGCUCCUACGACGAUAACCACAAAUGGAGAUCCACUAUAUCCGGGGGGCAGGUUUCCAUGGACCUGCCCGCAGGCAUAACCUUUGAGUUUCCCAGCGGAUCUAAGGAUGCCGUUCUGGCCUUUGCAGACGAGGCGAAAGCGACAAUAUGGGAAGAAAAGAUGAUAUUGUGGGAAAAGAGUGCGAACCAGGAAGGGACAAAGCGAAGCAUUUCACGAUCGUUGACAGUUGAACGCCUUAAUGAAAAACUGGGCUUGCUAAGAAACUCAUCGGAGUUUUCCCACGUUUCUUUUGCCUGCUCCAAUUAUGGAUAUCAGCUCGGGCAAAUUCAUGGACAUAUGACUCUCCCCGCCGCCCCUUGGACGAAGUUCAAGGGGGGCAAAGAUUAG